This is a messenger RNA of Pseudomyrmex gracilis, 2174 nucleotides long. RefSeq names its product golgin subfamily A member 6-like protein 6. The transcript has 9 exons. The record is from RefSeq and is a predicted model, not a curated record. NCBI's taxonomy places the organism in Eukaryota, Metazoa, Arthropoda, Insecta, Hymenoptera, Formicidae. The coding region runs from base 95 to 1702 and encodes 535 amino acids.
UUUCUCGACGGGAUUCUAUUCAUAUAUAUCGAGAGAAUCGUUUUUUUUUCGCUCUACUUGUGUUUAAAUUAUUUCACCAUUUCUUCGCCUUACGAUGGUGCAAAAGAAGAUGCAUCAGCCGGAAAUGCGUGCAACGUAUCUUUUCAAACCCGGACAAACGUUCGAAAAUACAAAACCGUCCGAAAGAACUCGGGCGUUAAUAAUGCCGAGAAGCACUUAUCAACGGUUUGUGGAUUGUGUCACGGAAGAGGAUCGAAUGGCGGCACAACAAGAACAGCAAGCUGCGAAACUUGCGGCGCUGAAAAAAGCGACUUAUGAAAAAAGUAAAACGUGGGAUACCAAAAUAGAAAAUAUAAAGGCGAGAAAAAUGAAAGAGCUGUUAUCAAAGAAGCGUAAGGAUGAGGAGGAAAGAGAGGUGUUCGUGAAAGAAAUGGCGAAGAAGAAAGCGACGGAGCGUGCAGAGGUGGUGCAGCAAGCGCGGAAGUUGCUCCUGGAGAAGAAACCGUUGUGUCGGCGAAUUAAUCGCGCUCUUCUCGUCUCCGAGUGUCUACGUGAACUCGACGCGCAAGUAUCGCUCCAGAAGACUAUUAGAGCGAUGGACAAAGAACUGGAUGCGGAAUACGCUAAUUCGAUUAAAGCGAACGUCGCGCAAUACGAGGAGCAGAAAAAGCAAGAAGCGGAUGAGCAAGCGAGAAAGAUCAGAGAUUACGGAAUGGAACUAAAAAAACGAAUCGAUGAGAACGAAGAGGACAAGAAACAGAAAGCCACGGAAGAACUGAAGGCUGAAAAACAGGAACAGAGAUAUAUGGCUCGAGACAUGCAACUGAUGAGGGAAAAAGAAAUGCAAGACAUAUUAAGUAAAAAGAAGAAACUCCAGAAGUUUUUCAAAGAAGCAAUAGAAGAGAAGAAACGAUUCGAACUAGAACUGCAGCGUGAGGAGGAGCUUGAGGAUCGAGUGAUACAGGUUUAUCGAAAAACUAAAGACCGAAUAGAGAAUCUUCACAAAUCGUUAAAGCUGAAGGAAAAAGAGGAGAGAAAGCAGCGAGAGCAGAUUACAAUGAAAGAAUAUAACAAUAGAAUAAUUGAACGCGCUAAUGAUCGAGAGAAACAGGAGCAAAAGAUGAUCGAGAAAGCUGUGGAAGAGAAAGAAGCGACCGAGGCGGAAAAGCGAAAAGCGCGAGAGGAACGAGAAAAAACAAUGCGCGCCCUUAUGGAUGAGUUCAAGCUUCAAGAUGCGGCUGUAAGAGAGGAACGAAAACAGAAGGAGAAGAUUUUGAAGGACUGGGAGAUGAUGCAGAGAUUUAAAAGAGACGAGUAUAACAAACAAACCGAUUUGGACGAGCGCAAGCAGCAGUGGCAACAAAAGUUGAAAUACAGAGACGAAUUACGAAAAAUUGCUGAGGAAAAGCAACUAGAAAAGAAGCACGAGGAAAACGUUCUCGAAGCUGAAGCCACGAAUUUGAAAGCCGCGAUUGAAAGAACGAAUCAGAGGAUCUUACAAUAUGGCGACGAAGUUUUGCAAGAAUCGAAAUGUGUGAGACCGCUUUAUCCGAUUGUCAGAGCCAUAGAGGAAUGCAAAAAAGAAAUGGGUUUAAUCCCGCCGAAGAAAAUCGAAGAAAAAGUGACACCGAAGAAAAAAUACAGAAACCGUCGUGUUUGCAGGAAGUCUGUUCCAGCCGAAAAAAUAUAUUAUUUCCAGUAACUACUGUGUUCGUGCGCACGCGCGCGCAAUAAACAAAAAUAACGUGUAUCUCGCAUGUUUGCAUAUUAUUAUCACGCGAUUCACGCGCUUCGUCCGCUUACUUACAGUGUCAUUCGAUCGAAUCAUUCGCGCACUCACGUGUCGCACGCGAUCGAACUUCCGCGUGACUCAAUUGCGUAGCGACUUUAUUGCGCGGAUAUCGAUAACGACAAAACUGUGCACACUUUUAGCUACUCUCGCGAAAGUUUAAAUACUCUCACGAUCAUUUCUCGCGCCCAAAGUGCUCAUUACGCGUCAAAAUUCUCGUUUCUCAACGAAACGACUAAAUAAGUUGUCUUAAAAACAGGUUUCUCGAGAAACACGGCUUCGUUUUAUAUCUUCGUUAUCGCGUGCACGUUCAAUUAACAAGAUGCGUAAAUUGUCAUUAAGAGAGAUUUUAUCUUUUUAUGAGAUUAUUUCAGUGUAAACAUAU